UGUCCUGUUGAGAAAUUACUGAGAUUCUCCGCGGAGAGGUUCAUCCCAAAGCCUGUUCCUCCGCUCCGACACUGAGCCGCAACGACAGCGACUAAACUGCUGGUUGAAACCUGAGCUCCGUCUGUACCGUUUCAGCUGGAAAGAGCUUCCUCUGUCUUCCAUCAGCAGGAAGAGAAGACAGACUGUGAACAAACCUCGUCAUGAACUGGGCAUUCCUCCAGGGCCUCCUCAGUGGGGUGAACAAGUACUCCACAGCGUUUGGCCGAGUGUGGCUCUCUAUUGUCUUCCUCUUCAGGGUCAUGGUGUUUGUGGUGGCGGCGGAGAAGGUAUGGGGUGAUGAACAGAAAGACUUCAAGUGCAACACGGCUCAGCCGGGCUGCCACAACGUCUGCUAUGACCACUUCUUCCCCGUCUCCCACGUCCGUCUUUGGGCCCUGCAGCUCAUCUUUGUCACCUGCCCCUCUCUCCUGGUGGUCAUGCAUGUAGCCUACAGGGACGACAGGGAGCGAAAACAUCGGCUUAAGUACGGCGAAAACUGCCGCCGCCUCUACCAGAACACGGGGAAGAAGCGCGGAGGCCUGUGGUGGACAUAUGUCCUCACUUUGGUCUUCAAAAUAGCCGUAGACGCCACCUUCGUCUACCUCCUGUACCACAUUUACGAGGGUUACGACUUCCCCUCGCUCAUCAAAUGUGAGCAGAAACCCUGUCCCAACAAGGUGGACUGCUUCAUCGCUCGGCCCACCGAGAAACGCAUCUUCACCAUCUUCAUGGUGGUCACCAGUCUUGCCUGCAUCCUUCUCUCUAUCUUUGAAAUCCUCUACCUGGUUGGCAAACGCUGCCGUGAAUGUUUCAGCUCGGUCCAUAACUCUCGCCACCACAUGACCAACACGCUGUCCAGCGGAAGCAACUUGAUGGAGUCAAAUACUCUAAAGGGGACGGGCAAAUCCACCCCUGAAACACCUGCUCCUUCAUACGCCGUUGCCAUAUCUUGAGAGAUAAAGGCAAAGACUUCAUUAAAAACAAUGUCGUGGGAAAGGAAACAUGCCUCUCCUUCCUCUGCAGGCACUUCCUUCAAAGACUUGAGAGCAGACUUUAGUGUGCUCGGACUCUGAACUACAAUGGAGGUAGUUUUUUUUUGUUUGUUUGGUUUUUUUUUUUUACUUUUGUGUCCACUGUCAGAGAAUAUGGAAUUGUGCACCAAGAGACUUAUGUGUCAUUGAUCAGGAAUGUGCUUGCUGUUGUUGGUUUGGGUCAGAGAAGUAACAGCUCUGCAGCCCUGGCAAAGAAAAAUCAACUUUGUGUGAUUCAGAUUUAGUCUUGAAACCCACUAUGAGUCACUCCAGGGUUUGGCGAUGGCUUUCAAACACAUGUGGUUCUCUGUGUAAAGUUUUCCCUCUGCUCAGCUCCCAACCCCAACAUGCUUAACUCAAACUGGUUCAAACAUUUUCUCCCUUUACUCACACGUUCACAUCUUGUGAACACUCAACCCUUUGAAACAUGAGCAAAUGGUCCUGAUUUCUUUCAAAAACAGAAGAAGAAAGCAAUGAGCUACUUCAUGA
Plectropomus leopardus (leopard coralgrouper) is the source of this 1559-nucleotide messenger RNA. It is a transcript of the gene gjb10, whose product is annotated as gap junction protein beta 10. Gene Ontology annotation, cellular component: connexin complex. The record is from RefSeq and is a predicted model, not a curated record. Gene Ontology annotation, molecular function: gap junction channel activity. NCBI's taxonomy places the organism in Eukaryota, Metazoa, Chordata, Actinopteri, Perciformes, Serranidae. Gene Ontology annotation, biological process: cell-cell signaling.